Molecule: messenger RNA, 261 nt
Organism: Paracoccidioides lutzii Pb01
Exons: 1
Coding region: 1-261 (86 amino acids)
Source: RefSeq, a predicted model, not a curated record
AUGUCUGUUUUCCAAACAAAGGGAGAACGGAAGAAACUAAGAAAUCGGAUCUUACCUUGGAGUACGGGUGAUAAUUAUGCAAGCACCCAGGUUACCCUCUCGUCGAACAUGAGUAGAACGGACCAGGAUGGUUGGCAAGUCAACAGUAAGUGGGAAACCAAAGACCACAAGAGUGAGUUUCUACGUGACUAUUUGGUUAUUGUCUUCGGUCGGAGCGGUCCGAAAGAGAUCUGGGUGGGAUACCAACAAGGAAUUGGCUGA